UACAGCUAUAUGCACACAGUGGACAUAACCACCCCCUUUCUCCGCCUGUUAUCAGUAGCUGGUGAGCAAUCAGACAGAGAGGGGACCGCCUAUCGCUGUAAAAGUUUUUCCUCCACUCCGAAGGGUCAAAGUCGGAACCAACGACUACAGUCAAAGCUAGAUUUGACGCGAUUUCACCUCAAGAGGCGGAUUAAGAAAGUUUACACUUUUCAAGCCUGAUGGCUCCACUGCUGAAAUGCAGCCUUUUUAUUCUGCUGGCGUGCUUAAUAACGCUCGUUCCUGUGGGGGCAGAAGGAAAAGGCUUUCACAGACAGAAAAGAGAAUGGAUCAUAGCUCCCAGACAGCUCGUGGAGAACCACGAUUACACAACCUUGGAUCAUAUCGCUAGAAUUCGCUCUGAUAAGGAGAACUACACCACAAUAUGGUAUUAUCUAUCGGGGCCUGGUGUUGACCAGUCCCCUGUUGGUAGAUUUGCUAUUGACCGUGACACUGGCUUUGUGAAAAUCUUUUCCAUUCUGGACCGAGAGGAGACCUCCUCCUAUCAUCUACGAGGCUUGGCAAAAUUCACUGAUGGGACCCUUGCUGAAAAGGAUAUUGACCUUCAUAUUACUGUUUUGGAUGUAAAUGACAACCCACCGAUCAUUAAAGUACAGCAAGUUGGAUAUGUCAAUGAAUCAAGUGCAGCAGGUACUUUUGUGAUGAAAGUGAUAGCAACUGAUGCUGAUCAAGAGAACACAGCCCACUCCAAGAUUGUCUACAGAAUUGUGGGGCAGAGUAGCACAGCAGGGAUGUUCUCCAUCAUCUCUGAUACUGGAGAGGUCAUUGUUCGACAGAGCACUCUAGAUAGAGAGACACAGGAUACAUAUACGUUGACUAUAGAAGCAUCCGAUAUGGGUGGACAAGCGGGAGGACUGUCAGGAACCGGAGAAAUUGUGGUCAAAAUUCUGGACAUAAAUGACAAUAUUCCAACCCUGGAAAAAGAAUCCUAUGAAGGGAGUGUGCAGGAGAACACUGUCAAUGUGGAAGUGAUGAGGAUCAAAGCCGUUGACAUGGAUCUGAUUUACACUGAAAACUGGCUGGCUGUGUAUGAAAUCGUUUCAGGGAAUGAGGCAGGCUAUUUCACUAUCACUACUGAUAAUCGGACCAAUGAGGGAAUUAUCAUGAUUCACAAGGCCUUGGACUAUGAGGAACUAAAGACACUUAACUUGGAAGUGGCUCUUUCUAACAAAGCAGCAUAUAAUUUUGGCAGUGGGAUCAUGACUGGGCCUAUAAUCCCAAAAACAUACCCUGUUAAAAUCAAUGUGAUCAAUCAGAAGGAAGGCCCCCGAUUCCAACCAAGUGUCAAAGUGGUGACUAUCUCUGAGGACCAGUCUUCCGUCUUCAUCAACAAAGUUAUCACUACCUACUCUGCUAUUGACAGUGACACGCUAAAAACAGCCACCAACGUAAGGUAUGCUAAAUUCAAAGAUGAGGGCAACUGGUUGAUUGUUGAUGAAAAGACGGCAGAGAUCAAGCUGAAUAAGCUUCCUGACAGAGAGUCCAAGUUAUUGAUCAAUGGAACAUAUUAUGCUGAAAUUAUAUGCAUCUCCAAUGAUGAUUCCUCAAAAACUGCCACAGGGACCAUAGCCAUUCAGGUGGAGGACUUUAAUGAUCACUGUCCAAAACUGACCACUACAAUCCAGACCAUGUGCCUCGAGGAGGCACAUAGUGUGAUCUACGCCACAGCCGUAGACGAAGACAAGUUCCCCAAUUCUGCACCAUUUGAAUUCACUGUGAUUCAGGGGAGCAGCCAGGGAGGAUGGAAAGUGGAGUAUCUUAAUGAAACCACAGCCAUUCUGCGAGACCAAGCCAACUUGUGGCCAGGCACGUACAAAGUGGCAGUGGAGAUCAAAGACCAGCAGGGAAAGUCAUGUGCUGAUGUUCAGAUGAUGGACGUAAUUGUGUGUAGUUGCCAUGAUGUCACUAAAACCUGUACGCAGCGCACUGCAAAGACUGUGGAUUUUGGAGCUAAAGGUGUCCUGCUUCUGCUCCUGGGACUGCUGCUUCUGCUAUUGUUGCCCCUUCUGCUGCUGUUCUGCCUGUGUGGAGGUGCAGCAGCUAUUGGAGAUUUCAAGGCCAUACCAUAUGAUACGAAGCAACAGCUCAUCUCAUAUCACACUGAGGGACAGGGAGAAGACAAGGAAGUACCUCUUCUACAUGUCCCAGUGGAAGUUGAUGGUGGCACAAUGAAUGCCAAAAACAUCAACACCUAUGAGGGAAAGGGGAACUUUGGAGAACUGAAUGACUUUGGAGCUGCAGCAGGGGGAAAAGGCACGGGCCUAAAUACUUUAACCAUGACAGCCGAGGACAUGCGCCUGUACAACCAAUAUAACCAUUCCGGUUGGCAGGGGGGCUUUGACUACAGUAAUGCUGGGAUGAUGACCGGACAAGAAAAUAAUUUCUCCCAUUACAGGGCUGGGGCCUUUGAUGGGAUGGCUCUAUCUGAUCAGUUCCUGGAGGAGUAUUAUUCAAGUAAAGCCAACCAUGCUGCACACCAAUCCCAGCAAAAGGACGCUCUGCUGGUCUAUGACUAUGAGGGUAAAGAGUCCCUGGCAGGUUCUAUAGGUUGCUGCAGCCUUCUUGAGAAUGACAAUGACCUUGCGUUCCUCAAUGAUCUCGGGCCUAAAUUCAAAACCCUGGCUGAGGUUUGUCAGGGGUCGACCUUGGUAACGGAGUCUGUGGAAGCAGAGCUUUCUAUCUCUCCACCCAGACCAGUGUCUCCUGUCUGGCCCUCCACCAACACAUAUGUCCAUACUCACACAAAAAUCAGGGACAGGGACCACGCCAACAUCAACACCCUCAACACCUCCAAUGUAGCGUCUGGAUGCUCCACCAUUGUGCAUGAGGAGAGAAUCACUGAGAGAGCCCAGGGUUCAGACACCGUUCCCAGCGUACAUGUCCAAGACAAGAGUGGGAUUUCCAGUCAGACGCUGCUCAUACAGCAGCCCACGAUGUACUACGCUGCCACACCCAUGUAUGUAGUUGAGUCCAAGCCCCAAAUGGUGCUUGUGUCAGGGGGCACCCAGCAGGCAAUGAGUCAAGUAGGCCAAGUUGGGCUAAGUCAUGGGCUGGUGCAGGUUGGUGGCCUGCAAAGUGGCCAGGGGAUGGUGCAGGUUGGUGGCCUGCAAGGUUCUCAUGGUGUGGUCCUUGUAGAUAGGCAAGUAGGAAUGGGUGGAGUGACAGGGCAGGUAGCACAAGGCCAUUCACAAGGAACCCACUCCAGGUCAAGACAGGUGUUAGUGGUGGAGAACGGGUCCUCAGGGGGAGAGCAAGGUGCGCACUUAGCACAGGGCUUUGUUCAGACAGGACAUAGGUCUGCAGAGCAGGGUUUGGAGGUAAGAGGUCAAGGUUUGAAUGUUCAAACUGAGAGUUUUUCACUGGGUUCACGCGGUUCUGCCGGAUCAAAUGAGGACUUUACUGUGACCGCCACACCCAAAUUGAAAGGAAGCCAGAGAGUGGUUGUGCAACGUAAGAAGGUCUCUGUAACUGAGAGGAAUAUUGAAUCUAGUACAAGGGCGUAAAGCAGCCCUUUUGUUUAGCAUAUACACUAGUCACACUAGUUUAGAUAUAUACUGAAAUAUAUUUCAGUAUACUAAAAUAUACUACAGUAUGUAAAUACAUACAGUAGAUGGCCAUACAGAUAGAUAUUGUGAUAAAUUGUGGUAAACUGGUAAAAAGCAUACUUUAGUCUGCUUAACCAAAAGGGCAAUACUGUUUGUUCUCAUCUAGUGAUAACACUACUGCUCAAUGUAACACAUGGCAUUGACUACAUAACUCUCAUGGCCAUAAAAAAGCAUUGCAUGUCCAAUACUUAGCAAAAUGUAAUUCCCCUCUUUGUCUAGUCCCAAGAAUGCCCAUUUAAGCACCAAACGACUUAAAACCAUUAUAUUUAUUUCAGGUAGAAAACUGCAUGGCUUCAGUGCAGGAACAGCCAAAGUAAAUAUAACAGAACUUAACAGUAUAAACAAAAAGGUUACCUGCCCCUACAUGUCUGAUUACAGCUAUAUGCAAGUGUCAGCUAGAUGCUCCUAAAGGCUCACAAGGUUAUUAUAAUGGAUGCAAAAUCAUAGCACCUGACAAAUAAUCAUGUCACUGGUACGGAUUAAUACUCUUAAUAAACUCAUAUAUUUACUUACACAUAUUAUUUAUUUCACUCUGUGCUGUGGGGCAGAUAUAAUCUUACUUAUUGCUCUUCUAGAUUAGAACAACACAGCAUAGAGCUCUUCAGUCACUUGCCUAUAAAAAUUACUCUAAUUAUAC
Perca flavescens (yellow perch) is the source of this 4299-nucleotide messenger RNA. RefSeq names its product desmoglein-2. The record is from RefSeq and is a predicted model, not a curated record. NCBI's taxonomy places the organism in Eukaryota, Metazoa, Chordata, Actinopteri, Perciformes, Percidae. The coding region runs from base 219 to 3560 and encodes 1113 amino acids. The transcript has 14 exons. Gene Ontology annotation, cellular component: desmosome; plasma membrane. Gene Ontology annotation, biological process: homophilic cell-cell adhesion. Gene Ontology annotation, molecular function: calcium ion binding.